Trypanosoma brucei brucei TREU927 is the source of this 1701-nucleotide messenger RNA. RefSeq names its product polyadenylate-binding protein 1, putative. The record is from RefSeq and is a predicted model, not a curated record. NCBI's taxonomy places the organism in Eukaryota, Euglenozoa, Kinetoplastea, Trypanosomatida, Trypanosomatidae. Gene Ontology annotation, cellular component: ribonucleoprotein complex. The coding region runs from base 1 to 1701 and encodes 566 amino acids. Gene Ontology annotation, molecular function: RNA binding. The transcript has a single exon.
AUGACAAUCGCUGCACAGGGGGUUCCCUCCGGUCCCUCCGCCACGAAGCCGCUACAAGUGGCUUCAUUGUACGUUGGCGACCUCGAUCCUGCUAUUAAUGAGCCACAGUUGGUGGACAUCUUUAAACCGUAUGGAACUAUUCUCAACGUCCGCGUCUGCCGUGACAUCAUCACGCAGCGCUCAUUGGGAUACGGUUAUGUGAACUAUGACGAUGUGAAUAGCGCGUCGAAAGCCAUGGAGGAACUCAAUUUCAAGCGAGUGGGUGAAAAGUGUAUCCGAAUCAUGUGGCAGCAGCGUGACCCAGCACUGCGGUACAGCGGAAGUGGUAAUAUAUUCGUCAAAAACCUUAAGGAGGAGGUAGACAGUCGGGAAUUGAGUUUGAUAUUCAAGAAGUUUGGUGAGAUCCUUUCCUGCAAGGUGAUGGACGAUGAGAGCGGGAAAAGUCGCGGUUACGGCUUUGUCCACUUCAAGGACGACGAUGCAGCCAAAGCCGCCAUCGAGAAAAUGAACGGUGACAAGGAACACGCCGAUGCGGAUAAGGCAGCACUGUAUGUUGCCAAUUUCAUUCGUCGUAAUGCCCGUCUUGCCGCACUUGUGGCGAACUUCACGAACGUGUACAUAAAGCAGCUCCUUCCCACAGUUGAUAAAGACGUUAUCGAAAAAUUCUUUUCGAAGUUUGGCGGCAUCACGAGCGCAGCGAUAUGCAAAGACAAGAACGGUCGUGCAUUCGCCUUCUGUAACUUUGAAAAACACGAUGACGCAGUUAAAGCCAUUGAGGCGUCACAUGAUCAAGAGGUGGAAGGUGUUACGCAGCCUGGGGAGAAGUUGUACGUGCAGCGAGCUCAACCGAGAAGUGAGCGGCUUAUUGCACUCCGCCAAAAAUACAUGCAGUGCCAGUCACUUGGAAACAACUUAUACGUCCGUAACUUUGACGCUGAGUUCACGGAAAAAGACCUCAAUGAACUGUUCAAAGAGUACGGUGUUAUUCGCAGCUGCCGUGUGAUGACCGAUGCCAAUGGCAUAAGUCGCGGUUUCGGCUUUGUAAGUUUCGAAAAUGCGGAUCAGGCAAACGCCGCACUCCGUGAAAUGAAUGGUCGUAUGCUGAACGGGAAACCUCUCGUUGUCAACAUUGCGCAGCGCCGUGACCAGCGCCUCACCAUGCUGAAGUUACAGCUCCAGCAACGCCUGCAAAUGAUGAUGCACCAUAUGCAUCCUCCUCCGUUCGGUAUGCCGGGGCAUCCACUGCAGAGACGCAAUGCCCGCAGUGGCGGCCGGGGCAACCGUCCGCACCCACGUCAACAACAGCCACAACCUCAACCUGAGCCGCAACCACCACUCGCCACUACGGUGCCACCAGCAGCGGCUCACAGCGUUAUGUUUACCGCACCCUCAAUGGGUUUCUCCGCCGUACCCCGUACUCCUCAGGCAUCACCUGCCAUCGCUCCCGAUACACCACCGCUGCCGCCCAUCUCAGCUGAAGAUCUGCAACAAAUGUCGGUGGACGAACAACGCGCCGCUCUGGGUGACAGGCUCUACAUUAAGGUGCAUGAGCUUGCUCCGGAUCACGCACCGAAAAUUACUGGCAUGUUCCUUGAGAUGAACCCUAAGGAGGCGUUAGCCCUCCUUUCCAACCCUAAACUAAUGCACGAGAAGGUUACAGAAGCCCUCUGUGUGCUAAAGGUACACGCCUCAAGCGCUUAA